AUGUCAUCAAAUAAUCAGAGCUCAGAGAUGGAAAAUCUAAGUCCAGAGAGCAUUACUGUGUGUAUUGUAUUCUCUUUGGCAUCCGUUAUUGGGAUUCCAGGGAAUCUGGUCGUCAUUUGGAGUAUCUGCGGUAUUCUAAAAUCUUGCUCCUGCACUACCAUUUUGAUCUUAAAUCUUGCUUUUGCAGACCUCAUUGUCCUGGCUACAUUACCCAUCUGGAUUUACUCAUUUGCUGACCACUGGGUGUUUGGGGUCACAUUCUGCAAGGCUCUAGCAUACCUAAUCUACUCAAGCAUGUAUGCCAGCCUUUUUCUCAUCACACUAAUGAGCAUUGAACGCUAUCUUGCUGUCUUUCAACCUUUUGCCCUGCAGAAGUGGGACAGGCAGAAGGUAUUUCUGAAAGUCAUCAUAAUCAUCUGGAUACUGGCAGCAAUGUUUGGCAUUCAGAUCCUCCCAUUUCAAAAAACUCAUGAGGUAGAAGGUAGACUGCAGUGCACCUUACGUGACUACAAAUCAAGUGCACAGAAGAUAGCCUGUCGUGUCAUUGAAACUCUAUUUGGAUUCUUCAUUCCGUUUUGCAUUAUCUGUACCUGCUAUGUCUGCCUGAGGAGGAGGAUACAAAAAAUUAAUUAUAAAGCUAAGCAGAAGUCUGAUGCUUUAAUCGCAAGUGUCGUUAUAGCUUUUUGCCUUUGCUGGAUUCCCCAACACAUUUGCAAUCUUCUGGACAUUUUCUCAGUCCUGUUUGAAACUUCACAUCCAGAUCUCUCAAGUACUCUUGAGGAAAUUACAGAAACAGGCGGGACCAUUUCAGGCGCUUUUGCGUUCCUUAGCAGCUGUGUGAACCCAAUAUUAUAUGCUUUUGCGGCACGUAAGUUUCGCAGCCAUACAAAGUUCUCCCAGUUGGUCAAGCUUUUUGAGAAUGUGGCAUCUUUAGAACCAUCCCAGAACCCAAAGAGGGAGACAGAAGGAACACAAACUGACAACAGCAAUGACAUGGGUGUGAUAGAACUAUAAGAUAUCCUAAAACCAUAGGAUAGAUGCUUUUCUUAGGUAUUUCACAAUCAUGGUGGUAGAAUAGGCUAAAUCCAAAAUCAUGUGAAAAGAGUGAGAAAAUAUCUAAAAAAUGACAACCAAUUCACUUUUUUAUUUCUAAUUAUUUGUUUCUGCUUAACAAACCAAACACAUACACCAAAUGUAAAGUUGUCAUUUGUCAAGUAUGUCAACUGGCUAUCCAAUAAAAAUUGACCCUUAAAUGUCUAGUUUUUAGCUCCUCUGAACAGUGGUAAA
Molecule: messenger RNA, 1287 nt
Organism: Bombina bombina (fire-bellied toad)
Lineage: Eukaryota; Metazoa; Chordata; Amphibia; Anura; Bombinatoridae
Product: leukotriene B4 receptor 1-like
Exons: 1
Coding region: 1-1014 (337 amino acids)
Biological process (GO): immune response; G protein-coupled receptor signaling pathway
Cellular component (GO): membrane
Molecular function (GO): G protein-coupled receptor activity
Source: RefSeq, a predicted model, not a curated record